This is a messenger RNA of Pseudovirgaria hyperparasitica, 1509 nucleotides long. RefSeq names its product FAD-binding domain-containing protein. Lineage: Eukaryota; Fungi; Ascomycota; Dothideomycetes; Acrospermales; Acrospermaceae. The transcript has a single exon. The annotation marks the transcript as partial. Gene Ontology annotation, molecular function: FAD binding; oxidoreductase activity. The record is from RefSeq and is a predicted model, not a curated record.
AAAGGCAUUCCGGCUUUUAACCAAGGCGAGAAAGAGUAUGAGCUUUCCGUCGCCACAGCCAACCUUCUUUACCGCUUUACAAGGCCCGAAUGCGUUGUACAGCCGGAAACGACAGAGCAUGUCCAGUACAUCGUUGAACAGGCGAGGGAUGUUGGCGAAGAUAUUACUGUCAAAUGUGGUGGCCAUUCGUACACUGGAUUUUCGACUGCUGAUCACGGUCUCCUGAUUGAUCUUAAGCGAAUGACAGCGGUGAAACUGCAGCUCAGCAAAGAUAAGACCCCUACAGCUGUCAAAGUCCAGGCCGGAGCACGAUGGGGAGAUGUUUAUAGGACACUCAUCAACGGGAGCCAUCGGGGAUAUGUCAUUAACGGGGGCAGAUGUCCAUCUGUGGGCGUGAGCGGAUUCCUUCUGGGUGGCGGACUCGGGCCGUUUACACGAAGCUUCGGCAUGGGGUCUGAUACUGUCAUUGAAGCCACCAUCGUGACUGCAGAUGGAAAGAAAGUCACAGUCGGAAAAGACAGCCCGCCUGGGUCCAGAGAAGCCGAGCUUUUCUGGGCACUACGCGGAGCCGGGUGCGGCACUUUCGGCGUCGUCACAGAGUUCAAGAUGGACGUCAAAAAGUUGAAGAAUAAGAACGUCGUGGCUGGAAGAUAUCUGUGGACACCCACAGCAGGCGUCAGCCACCAUCGAACGAUGCAACAGAUCCUCAUGGCUGAUUGGCCGAAAGAAAUGACUAUCGACAACAAUUGGAUGCUUGAUGUCAAAGGUGGCAAAGGAGAGAUGGGCAUCAGAUUUACAAUCUACUAUGAUGGUCCCAAAGACGAAUUUGAUAAAUUGCUAGAUGAAAAGAUGACGCCUCAGCCACUUGACGGGAGCCUGAGUCCAGAGGACAGGGUCAAACUGCAACUAGAAAAUGCGGAUCAGGAAAAUCUCAUCAAGCAACUCAAAAGACGUUCAAUGCCUGAGCCAUCCACGAGAUUCCUCUAUGAGUCACUGGUCCUCAUGUGGGACGAGGAAGCCAGGAACUCCUUACCUCGUCCAGGAGACAAUGCAUACCAGAAAUACAGUUCUUUCUGCUUCCGCACCGACCGCGAAGAGGACGCCAGGGCUAUGGAGGAAAUUAUUCGCAUUGUCACAGCGCAGCAGACGUUCUUCAAGGACGAGUUCAAGACUGACAACGCCUCGUUCUGGGUUACUUUUAUUCAUAGUGGUGGCAAGGCUACCACUUUCAGCCGAACAGAAACUGCUUAUCCUUGGCGUGAAUGCACUUUUCACACUUACAUCACGAUCAAGUGGACCGACAAAUGGCUCGAGCAGAACGCCACUGGCUUUCUUCUUCGAAUGAAAGACAUUCUGAAGCCAUACUCCAUGAAUGGGCAAGCAUCAUUUAUCAACUUCUCUGACGCUGCCAUCGCCAAGGACCAUGACGUCGCCUACUACGGUGAGAACAGUGCUAGAGCCCGAAAAGUAAAGAGUGUAUGGGACAAGGACAAUUAUUUCAACUGGCCG